AUGCCACUACGAAACUUUGAGAAGGAGCUUGGAAAAAGACAGCUUAUUCAAAAAUACGAUUUAGACAUCCUGAAAAAAAGCACCAUUGGAAUUGACGGAGCGUGGUUUGUACGAAAAUACUCGCCAACUGUGAAAAACAAGAACGUGCUUUUUGACGGGUUCAACAAAGAGAUACUCUCGUACGUCCGUGCGCUGGUUGAGAGCAUGGAGCAGAUCGAGUGCAAGAUAGUGUGGAUCUGGAACGGAAUGUCCCCGAAGCUGGAAGUCCGCAAGGGGCCAGAAGAGAAGAGAAAAGAGGCCAUUCAGCUCGGGUGGAAGCACCACUUGGAAAAAAACACAGAGGCAGAGCAAAAAGCGUGGAGCAUGGCAUUUGGAUACGAAGAAGUAAAAAAAGCCAUCAACGCACUCUUAUCUCAGCAUAAGGUGGAAAUAAUCAAUGCUCCGUACUUGGCAGCAGGACAGGGCGCAUACAUGGCGAAAAAGUCGUACAUCAGAAUGUUCUUUGGAGCAACCGACUACUUCCUCUUCAGCGGAGGAGAGAAGCUCAUCCUUGACUUUGACUUUGGCGCAAACAGCAGCAAGAAAAAAGUUGCUAAAAUUUGGUGUGCAUUCUACUCUGCCAUCUGCAACGACUUUGCGAUAUCUCCAGCACACAAGGCCCGAGAGAUCUUUCUGCUUCUUGGAUGCGAGUACUGCCCCACCGUGCCAGAGUUUAGCAUGGUGUUUGACCUGAACAUUCUGAUUGCGAAGUACAAGAAUGCGGGGGGAGUGCUAAACACGCUGAGAAAACAGAAAGAGCUCGGUGCAGCAGAAGAUAAGUACCUGAAACUCUACCAGGCUGCUAAGUGCACAGUGGACUUUCAUCCUGUGCUGAGCGAGAACAGCGAGCUCGUGCAUCUGUCCAGUGCAGUGCCCGCUCCGUACGAUAUAGGUGUUAUUUUUGGAAAAAGAAUACCUGACAAUCUGUACGCUCUUUUCUCAAAGGGCUGCAUCACUUUGGACUACAUUUCAGGUUUGGCCAUGGGCACUGUUUCGACAAUAUGCGUGCCCAGUGUGUUUGAGUCGAUCGAAGAUGUGGUUUCAGACAUAUACCACAAUGCAGUGAGCAUACACAUCUCAGGGCUAAGCCAGGACGAGAUAGUUUGCGUGCCUGAAAGCUCAAUAGAGGCACAGAGGCUGGAGGAAGGCACAGCAAACUCUACAGAUGAAACAGCACAGAAUGUUUACAGCAGCAAUGAUCACAGCAAUGAUGAGAGCGCGCAUAAUGGCAAUUUGCCAUCAGAUGAGCAUGGUGGCUCCUGUACGGGCAGCUGUGGCACAGAGACGGAAGAGUGCAGAUCUGAACAUAACAGUGAAAAUGUAGCUAUCAGCGAGAUAGUGGGCCAUAUCUUAGAUAAGAGCAGCGAUGUGCCCGUUGCGCUGCAGUGGCUGCUCGUUCUGUUCGACAAAACAGAUAGCUAUCUGCUGGACAAGAUGUUCGUAUUUACCCCAGUGAGGUCAGAGAUCAGAGCAGACGAGGAAAUAGAUUGGGAGACAUUUGAAUAUGCAGAGAGUUUCAAGUUUGCAAUAUCGACCAUACAAAAUAAGCUGAAAAUAGACAACAUUGACGAAGAGACAGAGCCUGUGGAGAUAAACAGCAUAAAUGGAUGGCGAAUGGAGAAGAUUCUUACGAUAAUCCGCAAGAAAAAAGGGCACUCGUUCACCUCCGAGGAGCGCGCUCUUAUCUCAGAGAAUCUUGAGUUCAUAAAGGUGCUGUACAGCUUUUUCUGCAAGAACAUAAAAUCAACCCGGCACAGAAAAGAGUUAGAGAUGCUAAUGAAUAUUUGCUAA
Molecule: messenger RNA, 1830 nt
Organism: Nematocida minor
Lineage: Eukaryota; Fungi; Microsporidia
Exons: 1
Coding region: 1-1830 (609 amino acids)
Source: RefSeq, a predicted model, not a curated record